Molecule: messenger RNA, 1789 nt
Organism: Apus apus (common swift)
Lineage: Eukaryota; Metazoa; Chordata; Aves; Apodiformes; Apodidae
Gene: DYNLT3
Product: dynein light chain Tctex-type 3
Exons: 5
Coding region: 59-409 (116 amino acids)
Biological process (GO): microtubule-based movement
Cellular component (GO): cytoplasm; cytoplasmic dynein complex; kinetochore
Molecular function (GO): dynein intermediate chain binding
Source: RefSeq, a predicted model, not a curated record
GCGGAGCCGCGCAGGACCCGCCGCCGCUGCCGGAACAGCCGCCGCCCGAGCCGGGGCCAUGGAGGAGUUUCACCCCCACAACGACGAGAUGAUCUUCAAUGCUGAUGAGGCCCACAACAUAGUUAAGGAGUGCAUAGAAAGUGUUAUAGGCAAGGCAGAUUACAAUCACAACAAAGUCAACCAGUGGACUGCUGCUAUAGUAGAACAGUCACUGACACAUCUGGUAAAACUUGGAAAAACAUAUAAGUACAUUGUAACCUGUGCAGUGAUGCAGAGGAGUGGAGCUGGUCUUCACACAGCAAGUUCGUGCUUCUGGGAUACCACAACUGAUGGAACCUGUACAGUGAGAUGGGAAAACCGAACAAUGAACUGCAUUGUCAAUGUGUUUGCUGUUGCUAUUCUCCUGUAGCUGACUGGAAGAUAAAUAUAAGCAACACCAAAGCCUUUAAAAAAAAUACAAAACAUCCCAACACAUGACUAAAUAUUUCAAAUAAUUAUUUGGUUUUGUAUGAGGAGCAUACAGAAGUUCUCAACAGAGAACAUACAGUCUAAGCCAGUUCUCAUAGAUUAAUUAUCUAAAAGCUAGCAAAAAAAUUAAAAAUAUAUAUGUGUCUCUAUCUAAAGUGAAAAUUUUAGUAAUUUAAAUAUUCAGAGUAGGUUAAUGAGAAGAUGCCACAAAGAUCAAUACAACUUAUAUCAAAGCUAAUAUCAAAGACACUUUAUUCAAGAGGAACAAAACACAUCAAAGGAAAGGUCAAAGGGCAAGCAAGACCUCUCAGGAUUAUGGUGCAUUUGGGAACAAAUUAUGAACACAAUUCAGAGUGGAUAUACUGUAAACAGUACUGGUGCUUCAUGUUUGAUUAAACAAAAAAUCUGUCACAUUGAGUGCUGGUGCCUGUGAAAUUGCCCAAGCAUCACGUUUCAGUCAAGCAUGACCAUUUACCUUGAAAUUAAAUCCAGUUAAGCUUUUCCCCUGGAGGCAGAGGAUGACUUCAUUGGGAUAAAGGUGAAAUAUACUUAGUACAAGCAGAAUUCUAAUUUAUCUUCAGAAUGAAGAACGUAGUAUUUGUUAUUUAUUCAGGGAAAAAUGCUGGGGAUCAGACGUCAGCCCUUAAUUCAUAGUUUACAAAUCUGAAAACAUUCUGGAGGUACUUAAAUUUGGUUUUGUUCCAUGACUGCAUAAUUUGUAACAAGCACUUUACUGAUUCCUCAUGCAGUGGCCAGGAGCUAGGGCAGUAAGACUGGACCCACAUUACUCCCAAGCAGGAUUGAAGUGUUUGGAGAGAAGGCGCAUUUCUAGAGGCUCUUUCUAGCUUAGAAAGCAUUUAUCUUUAAGCAACAUAUUCUUUAUAGGAGUGUUUCCGGUGUUCUCUAAGUCUAAAAUUGGAUCUUAGUCCUGAGAAUUAAUACAGUUAAAGUUCAAGCACUGAGACUCCUGUAAAGAUUUAUGCAAGCUCUUAACUUUCCUCAUUUGAUGAGUCUUAACUUGAAAUAGUCCACGUGGAAGAAAAGCAUUUGCACACAUACAAGUAUUUGCUGGAUUGGGGCCUACAUUUUUGUUGAUUAAUGCACAAAUUAUAUGAUAAAGAGAUGUAUCAAUACCAAAAAUGCCUAAAUGAUUGCUGCCACUAAGUGGCAGGUACAUUAAGUUGUUUUCUCAGAUGCUGCUUAAGGAUAGACACUUGUCUUUAUUACUGCACGUCAUUGGAAGAGACUGGUAACUACCUGGUAAACAGCUACCAUAAGGCUGUUUGGGAUUUUAACAUGAAUAUUAAAGCACUAUUAUGCA